Messenger RNA from Glossina fuscipes, 1994 nucleotides. RefSeq names its product proton-coupled folate transporter. Bases 366 to 1922 code for a protein of 518 amino acids. Lineage: Eukaryota; Metazoa; Arthropoda; Insecta; Diptera; Glossinidae. Gene Ontology annotation, cellular component: membrane. The record is from RefSeq and is a predicted model, not a curated record. Gene Ontology annotation, biological process: transmembrane transport. Gene Ontology annotation, molecular function: transmembrane transporter activity. The transcript is spliced from 6 exons.
UUGCAAACGCUUACUACAGUGAACGGUCGUCUAAAUUAAACCGCAAAUUGAAAGACUUGCCGACACAUUAGCCCGCAUCGCAGAUGCUUUAUUUAUAAGGAGAACUAGUGAAAAGAGUUAACUCAUUACAUGUCGUUUUAAAUACGAGCAUAUUACCAGUGGCAUUCAAUGGCAUUCUAAGAUUGUUAUGACGAUAUAAAAAAGGCGAAGAAAACGCAUUAUAUAAAGAUCGAAUGAUUUAAAACGUUUCGCUACUCGCAACAAGAACAAGUGACUGCAAAGCCAUCCAAUCCAUAAUUAAGUUGGUUAAAUAAAAAUAAACGCAACACAAUUAUGCAACAAUUCUAUCAACAAUUAUUACUCUAAUGGAUGUACCCACAAAUACAGAAUUUACACAUAAGCCGAUAGCUGCGUCUUAUAAUACUAACAACGAUAAUAAAUGGGAUAAAUUGAAAAAGAGCAUUUUCUCACCAUGGUAUCGAGAAAUUUCCGUGGAGCCCACUAUGUUCCUGUAUAUGUUUGCAUUUAUGAUUACGACUGUAGUCGAGCAAGAUUUUUUUCUACAAAAGGCCUGCCGAGUUAAUAAUAAUUUUACAGAAGAGAUAUGCGAUCGCAUCAAAGAUAUUGAGAAUGCCGAAUACAAGAAACAAGUUCAAGUAACGACUGCGAAAUUUUAUCAAUACGAGAGUAUAGCGGGUCAUGUUUUCCCAAUCGUUUUGGCUUUAUUUUUGGGCUCAUUUUCGGAUCGUAGAGGGCGAAAAUUGCCCUUGUUAAUGGGCUUAUGUGGUAAAUUCAUUUAUUCCGUGAUGAUAGUGGUUAACGCGAAUAUGAAAACGUGGCCAUUGGAAUAUGUUAUAUUAACGGCAACGUUACCAUCGGCAUUAACUGGGGCAGAUGUUGCUAUAUUUGCUUCUUGUUUCGCUUACAUAUCGGAUAUAUCGACUUUAAAGAAUCGCACAAUGAGGGUAACGAUUUUGGAAGUUUGCUAUUUAAGCGCAAUGCCCACCGGAGUGGCCUUGGGUUCAUAUCUUUUUUAUAAUCAUUUCAAUAGGUCUUAUGGGACUAUGUUCGCAUUAAAUGCUUCCCUCUUGGCAAUUUCGAUUAUCUAUACUGUGCUAGUGUUAAAGUGGCAAACUACCGAAAAACAGCGUUCUUUAAAAGAAUUAAGUUGUUGUGGCUUUAUUAUUGAUUUCUUUGAUAAGCAACACGUUCAGGAUUCGUUCGGGGUUUUAAUGAAAUCCCGACCCGGCUAUCGUCGCUGCUUUUUAAUUAUUUUACUUAUAUCGAUGGCUUUGUAUACUUUUCAAAGAGACGAAAAUCAAUAUUUAUUCUUAUACGCCACAUUUAAAUUCAAUUGGGGCGUCGAUGUUUACAGUGUAUUCAAAACAUUUAAAUCUUCAGCUUAUGUCAUAGCCAUGCUGAUAGCAGUACCCUUAAUGAAUAAAUUCUUUAACUGGAGAGAUACCACGAUAGUGUUUAUAGGGGCUUGGGCCCACGCUAUAGCUCGUUUAUUUUAUUAUUUCGCAACUACUGGUACCUUAUUCUAUGUGGGAGCUGUUAUUUGCGGUUUAGGUCCGAUAGUGGGACCUAUGAUACGAGCAAUGACCUCAAAAAUAGUACCGCAAUCGGAACGUGGUAAAGUGUUUGCUUUACUCUCAGUUUGCGAUAAUGCCGUGCCCUUUAUAAGCGGUAUUUGCUAUUCUCAAGUCUAUCGCGCUACACUGAAUGAGGACGGCAAAGGUGGCGGUGGCGUUUUUCUUUUAACCAUCGUUACACAACUGACCGUUUUCUUCUUAACCCUUUGUAUUCACAUAACGUUGGGUAAUCAAAGCAUCGCAGUAGCAGAGACAACGGAAAAUGAGGAAGCAAUCGUUCGAAAUGCAUCCGUAAUUGCGAAUAAUGAUACGCUCUUCCAACAGUAAUUUAAUGCAAAGUUUCCAAGAUUUCUUUAAAUUGUAAUUAAUUUAAGUUAGAAUAUAUUAAUAUAUAAUAUA